Molecule: messenger RNA, 1050 nt
Organism: Laccaria bicolor S238N-H82
Lineage: Eukaryota; Fungi; Basidiomycota; Agaricomycetes; Agaricales; Hydnangiaceae
Exons: 3
Coding region: 1-1050 (349 amino acids)
Source: RefSeq, a predicted model, not a curated record
AUGCCACGACCAGGACAUCAGAUCUACGAAGAAGAAAUGAUACUGAAGGGUCAUGGAUUUCCUGUGUGGUAUGGGGAUCCAUAUGGAGGGGCCGAGAUUGAGAUAGGCGACAUCGGAUACAUGAGAAAAGGAGCUUUUGUGCAUGUCAUGAAGUGCAACUUUAAUUUUAACGAAUUGAUAACCACCCCAGUCAAUUUUAAUGGUCCUAUUUACUCCCAAAGCCUCGAGCGACGAGAAUCAGGUGCUGAGGCUGCCAGAGUAUUGACUCCGCCAGGUGUGGGCAGUGUGAAUCCGGGUCAUAUUUCAAUGACCUCAUGCCGCGAUACAUGUGCCAUGUUGAAUCUGGAGGAAGGAGUUGCAGACUACACCCAUUGCUCUGAUGUUGACAAGGAGGCUGUAGGAGAAUUUUUUUUCCAGAAUGCCAGGAAAUGGAUUGCCGAAGCUGUCAAAGGGCGUCGGUUUGCAAGCAACAUUUCCAUCGAAAGGCUCAUACUCGUCACAGGCUUUUAUAAAUCUGCAAACUGGGAAGCAGCUGCUCUGUACUCAUCCUCGUCUACAGAGAACUUGAGCUUCACAAUCAAAAACGGUGGAGGAAUUUCAAUUAAUUGGGAUUCUGUCCAGCAUCUCAGCCCCGACUAUUCAACCGGACAUCGCCACCCCGGGCCUCAAACUGACUUGAACAAACCACAAACUCUCGCGGCACGUGGUACCGGUGAUAUUACACAUCGCACUAACCACCCCGCAGGACAUCGUGUAUCAUUUGCAAAGUGUUGCCAUCAGCACUCUGACCGAACCCAAUGCAUAUUCUUGCGAGGGUUUCGAAUUCGUGGGUGCCUGGGACGAAAAGACCAGGUCGACGAACUACUUGCAUCAGAAGAGCCAAAGUUGUCAUGGGGCGAACGCUUCAGGCGAUUUGCAAAGACUUUUAGCAAGACUUCCAAACCCCCUAUUGGUGAAUCGUCUCAGAGACGCUCCUACUAUCUGGAGCCCAUUGAAGGGUUUUCUGAUACAAAUUUUUGUGUGAGUUGUCAUCAAGUAGAUGAGCAUUGA